ACCUCUUUCCCGCCGCUGUGAAGUUAAGGAACUCAGUCCUCGGUGUGUCCCGCUCUCCGGCCGCGCUCCCUCACGGGCCAGGAUGGCAUUCUGUCUGGUUCUGCGCAUGGCGCUGCUGCUGCUCUCCGGGGUCCUGGCCCCAGCAGUGCUCACAGCCGAAGGUCCGCAGGAGCCCGCGCCCACCCUGUGGAACGAGCCCGCUGAGCUGCCGUCGGGAGAGGGCCCCGUGGAGAGCACCAGCCCCGCCCGGGAGCCCGCGGCCACCGGGCCCCCGGCCCCCACCGCCGCGCGGGGCCCCGAGGACAGCACGGCGCGGGAGCCGCUGGACCCGGGCAGCGGCUCGCUGGGGCCCGGCGCCAUCGCCGCCAUCGUCAUCGCCGCCCUGCUGGCCACCUGCGUGGUGCUAGCGCUCGUCGUCGUCGCGCUGAGAAAGUUUUCCGCCUCCUGAAGCGAAUAAAGGGGCCGCGCCCCCGCCGCACGGCGCGACUCGGCUGCA
This is a messenger RNA of Lontra canadensis (Northern American river otter), 496 nucleotides long. It is a transcript of the gene SNORC, whose product is annotated as secondary ossification center associated regulator of chondrocyte maturation. Gene Ontology annotation, biological process: cartilage development. Gene Ontology annotation, cellular component: cell periphery. NCBI's taxonomy places the organism in Eukaryota, Metazoa, Chordata, Mammalia, Carnivora, Mustelidae. The transcript is spliced from 3 exons. The record is from RefSeq and is a predicted model, not a curated record. Bases 83 to 448 code for a protein of 121 amino acids.